CUGUGCUCCAAUUCCAAUAUAUUUCUUUCGCCUUUGGCGCCUUCAACGCUGCAAAUUCCGCCCAAAAUUUCACUUCGAUCCGCCUCUCUCAAUAUUUUGCAUUACUUGUUUGUUUAUUAUCGCUAAUUUUUUGCAUCUCUUCGUUGUGAAUAUUUUUAUUAUUUAUUUUUUAUUUGUCAUGAGAAGGAGCCUAGGGAAGAAAGGAAAAGCUACCGCUUUAAUACAGAUACAUGGAUAGAUAGAUACACCCCUGUGUUCACAUUAAUUCAGGGCUUCCUUGCAAUUGGGUUUUUGGGGAUCAAAUCUGAAACAGAUACGAUUGUGUCUCGUGAUUCAGCAAUUUCCUUAUCUUGCUCCUUAGGUCUCCCAGCCUCGAUUUCUCUCUCAAUCUCAUUCUUUCAAUUGGAAGCUUCUUGAUUUUUCUUGCGAAUUUCGUUUUGGAAAGUCCAAUUAAAGGGUAGAUUUUAUUUUCCUGGGGCCUCUAGGGUUCAUCUGCUCGAGUUUGCGUUUCGAAAUCGGAAAAAUUAGGGUUACGUUGGGAUUUUGGAGGAAAGGUUUGCUCUUUUAUUCCCCCGAGCAUUCAUCCGGAUUUAUUUGAACGGGCGUUUGGAUUUUAAGCUUCGACGCGGGGAAGAGUUUAGAUCUUUCUGGCUGUUGAGUUUUCCGACCGGAAUUUUCUGAUUUGGCAACGAGGGUACAAUUAUGAAAUAGCCGAGAAAAAAUCGCAAUGCCGAGGAUUAAGCGUUGCUCGACGGCGAGGGAUGAAUUGGCCGGUGGAAGCGACGGCGAGGAAUCAUGCUUGGUCGCAGUGAAUGGCAAGAAGACGAAGAAGAGAAGCAGCGAAUGCUUUACAGUUUCUGCAGUCCAGUUGGAAAAUCGCAAUUUUGAAUGCACAACUGGUUCUCAGACUAGAAACCCUCCGCAAAAAGGCAAAGCGAAAUCCAAUCUUCAGAAGAUGGCUAAGAGCCAAUCUCCACUGUUGAAAUCUACCCGAGGAGGCCGUCGGCAGGUACUCCCGAAGAAAUUCAAGGACUCCGUUUUGCAUCCAUGGAAGAAAGAAGAUUCAGCAGGCUGUGAUAACUCGACGAGCUGUUUACCUGGAGAGGAAGAAAAAGCUGAGGAUGUGGAGAAUCUUAACAAUAAGAAGCGAAAAGAGUCCUCCCCGGACAUGGGUACGAGUACGACCAAGAAACAGCAAAUUGAAAAGCUAUCUAAGGACGCGAUUUUGGAGCCUCAUUCCAGUUCGCGUAGUUCUGUGACGUCAGUUGAUGAAGGGGUUUCUUGGGUAGUGGAGAGUGGCGAAAAACGGCAGACUGCGGCGCCUACGGCGGCGGCGGUUGAGAAAAAGGCUGGUUAUUUUCAACCUGGGGAUUUUUUAAAUGGAGAUAUUGUAUGGGCAAAAUGUGGGAAGAGUUACCCCGCUUGGCCUGCCAUUGUUAUCGAUCCUCUCAGCCAGGCUCCAGAAUCAGUACUCAGAGCUUGUGUUCCGGACACACUGUGUGUGAUGUUCUAUGGAUAUUCUAGAAGUGGAAGAAGGGAUUACGGGUGGGUAAAAGCGGGGAUGAUCUUCCCGUUUCAUGAAUACCAAGACAGAUUUCAGGGGCAGACUAAGUUGCGUGGUAGUAAGAUGAGUGAUUUUCACGCGGCUAUCGAGGAGGCUAUUUUAGUAGAAAACGGCUAUUAUGACAGUUUGGACAUGAAGGGUGCUGGUGGUGGUGGUGGAGGAGAAAAUCAGGACACGUUUCCUGAGAAAAAAACUUGCAGGGAUGCACAAGGGACAACAACUGAAACUGGUUCAAAGCAGGAUCACCACUCACCUACUACUAUUCACCAGGAAUUAGGUGAUGAAAGAGAAGAUAACCGGACUUGUGAUAGUUGUGGCUUGAUAUUUCCAAGUAAAAUGGGCAAGAAGAUGUUGAACAAAAGGAUUAAAACCCGUUUUUUGUGUCAACAUUGUAUUAAGUUAAGCAAGUCAAAGCAGUUUUGUGGUGUUUGCAAAAAAAUAUGGCAUCAUUCUGACGGUGGUGACUGGGUGUGUUGUGAUAGUUGUAAUGUUUGGGUCCAUGCCAAAUGUGCUAAAAUUUCUACCGGUCAUUUGAAGGAUUUGAAAACUAUAGAUUACUUCUGCCCGGAAUGCAAAGUAAAGUCGGUAUCGGGAUCAUUUGUUUCUGAUAAACAAAAACCUGAUGAGAAGUCUGAGAACAAAACAGCACCUGACAAGCUGGCUGUUGUCUGCAAUGGCAUGGAAGGGAUUUAUUACCCAAGUCUACAUUUGGUUCAGUGCAUUUGUAGCUCUUGCGGUACAAGAAAAUACGGGCUCAGUGAGUGGGAGCGGCAUACGGGUUGUAGAGCAAAGAAAUGGAAAUAUAGUGUGAAAGUGAAGGAAUCUAAUCUAACUCUUGAGAAAUGGAUGGCGGAGUUCAACAUAAAUGCCUACAAUCCUGUACAAUUAGACAAAAGGCAGUUGCUAUCGUUUCUGAAAGAAAGCUAUGAACCUGUACAAGUGAAGUGGACGACAGAACGAUGUGCCAUUUGUAGAUGGGAUGAAGAUUGGGAAUACAAUAAGAUAAUUAUAUGCAACAGAUGUCAAAUUGCAGUUCAUCAAGAAUGCUAUGGAGUAAGGAACACUCAGGAUUUUGCUUCAUGGGUUUGUCGAGCAUGUGAGACUCCAGAAGUUGAGAAGGAGUGUUGCCUCUGUCCUGUAAAAGGGGGUGCUUUAAAGCCAACUGAUAUCGAAGCUCUAUGGGUUCACGUUACAUGUGCGUGGUUUCGCGCUGAAAUUGCAUUCUCAAAUGCAGAGAAUAUGGAGCCUGCAGUUGGACUUUUAAGAGUUCCUCCAAGUUCAUUCACUAAGGCAUGUGUUAUUUGCAAGCAGAUUCAUGGUGCUUGCACACAAUGUUGCAAGUGUGCCACCUAUUUUCAUGCUACAUGUGCGUCUCGGGCUGGAUACUGCAUGGAAUUGCAUUCCUCUGAGAGAAAUGGGAUGCAGAACACAAAAUGGAUAUCAUAUUGUACAGUUCACAGAACACCUAAUACCGAGGCUGGACUAGUGGUACUAACCCCACAGGGGGUUUACACCAACCGAAGUAUGCUUCAAAAUCAGGGUCAAGAACAGAGCUUAGGAGGUUCAAGGCUUGCAGUAUCGAGGAUUGCUGGAGACUCUAAUUCAUCUACUGCAGAUGCAAUUGAAUUAGAGGCAAUGUCUGCUGCGAGGUGUCGCACCUACAAUCGGUCAAACUUGAAGAGGACUGGACAAGAACCUACAUUCCACCGCUUGAUGGGACCCCUUUGGCACUGUCUGGUUGAUAUCGAUCGAUUAAGCACACAUAACGAAAACACUGAGGGUGCAAAAGAUUUCUUAUCCUUAAGAGAACGGCUCGAACUUUUGCAGAGGACAGAAAAUUAUCGUGUUUGUUUUGGAAAAUCAAGAAUACAUGGAUGGGGCCUCUUUGCUAGGAGAAGUCUUCAAGAAGGAGAUAUGAUUGCUGAAUAUCGUGGUGAGCAGGUGAGGCGUAGUAUAGCAGACCUAAGGGAGGCACGAUAUAGAUCAGAGGGCAAAGAUUGCUACCUUUUUAAGAUUAGCGACGAAGUAGUAAUUGAUGCCACCAUCAAGGGGAACAUUACUCGUUUGAUCAAUCAUUCGUGCAUGCCCAACUGUUUUGCGAGGAUCCUGAGUGUAGGAAAAGAAGAGAGCCGGAUUGUUCUUAUAGCCAAAACCAAUGUCUCGGCUGGUGAUGAACUAACGUACGAUUACUUGUUUGAUCCAGACGAACGGGAUGAUGUCAAAGUGCCUUGCUCUUGCGGUGCUCCAAACUGCCGGAAAUUCUUGUAUUGAAGAGAAAAGACUCUGUAAACUGUUUAUACAUACAACAGCUACCGAUAAAAACUAGCUGACACCCCCUCCCCCCCCUCCCCCCUCC
Andrographis paniculata is the source of this 3920-nucleotide messenger RNA. RefSeq names its product histone-lysine N-methyltransferase ATX3. The transcript is spliced from 23 exons. Gene Ontology annotation, molecular function: protein binding. Gene Ontology annotation, biological process: regulation of transcription by RNA polymerase II. NCBI's taxonomy places the organism in Eukaryota, Viridiplantae, Streptophyta, Magnoliopsida, Lamiales, Acanthaceae. The coding region runs from base 728 to 3835 and encodes 1035 amino acids. The record is from RefSeq and is a predicted model, not a curated record.